CUCUCAGUGUGCUCUACCCGCCUGGCUGUGUGAACACGGCGCUUUUACAGAUGGGCCAGCGGAUUCAUCUUCAAUGAACAGCCCGGCUCUUCGUAGUCAGAUGGCCCCUCUGAAGGCAGUUAUGCACAUUAUUGCUUUAUUAUGGAUAAUGCCAUCUAUCUGGGCUGUAGAAGAUGUGCUGAUGGACUCGAUGACAGCAACGGCGGAGCUGGGCUGGACGAUAUACCCAUCAGUAGGGUGGGAGGAGGUGAGUGGCUAUGAUGAGAACAUGAACACCAUCCGCACCUACCAGGUGUGCAACGUCUUCGAAGCCAAUCAAAACAAUUGGGUGCGCACCAAGUACAUCCGGCGGCGAGGGGCACAGCGCAUCCAUGUCGAGAUCAAGUUCUCAGUGCGAGACUGCAGCAGCAUCCCUAAUGUCCCAGGAUCGUGCAAGGAGACCUUCAACCUCUACUAUUUCGAGUCUGACUCGGACAUGGCCAGCAAAGUUCACCCUCCAUGGAUGGAGAACCCCUGGAUCAAGGUGGACACCAUCGCAGCCGACGAGAGCUUCUCGCAGGUGGACCUGGGUGGCCGGGUGAUGAAGAUCAACACAGAGGUGCGCAGCUUCGGCCCUGUGUCUCGCAACGGCUUCUACCUGGCCUUUCAGGACUACGGCGCCUGCAUGUCGCUCAUCGCCGUGCGGGUAUUUUUCCGGAAGUGUCCCAGCGCUGUCCAGAACGGAGCUGUCUUCCCAGAGACUUUGUCAGGAGCCGAGAGCACUUCAUUGGUGGCGGCGAGAGGGACCUGCAUAACCAACGGAGAGGAAGUUGACGUGCCAAUUAAACUGUACUGCAACGGAGACGGAGAGUGGAUGGUUCCUAUCGGGCGCUGCAUGUGCAAAGCCGGACACGAGGCAGCCGAGAACGGCACCAUCUGCAGAGCAUGCUCCUCGGGAUACUUCAAACCAUCUCAGGGAGAUCAGUCGUGCCAGCAGUGUCCUAUCAACAGCCGCACCACCAACGAAGGAGCUACCAGCUGCGUCUGCCGUGUUGGCUACUACCGCACCGAUUCAGAUCCUGCACAGAUGCCCUGCACAACCGUGCCCUCUGCCCCUCAGAGAGUCAUGUCCAGUGUGAAUGAGACAUCCUUGAGGCUUGAGUGGAUUCCUCCUCGUGACAGUGGUGGUCGAAAUGACCUCGUCUACAACAUCAUCUGCAAAAGCUGUGGCUCGGGCCGAGGUGCCUGCACGCGCUGCGGAGACAACGUGCAGUUUGUGCCGCGGCAGCUAGGCCUCACCGAGCCACAUGUGCACAUUAGCGAGCUACUCGCCCACACGCAGUACACCUUCGAGAUCCAGGCGGUGAACGGCGUCUCUGACCAGAGCCUCUACUCACCUCAGUUCGCCUCAGUCAAUAUAACAACUAACCAAGCCGCUCCCUCAGUGGUGUCCAUCAUGCAUCAGGUCAGCAGGACUAUCGAUAGCAUCACACUGUCAUGGUCUCAGCCAGACCAACCCAACGGAGUCAUACUAGACUACGAGCUGCAGUAUUAUGAGAAGAACACUGCUGAAUUUAACUCGACUACACUGAGGAGCCAGACGAACACAGCUGUAGUCCGAGGCCUGAAGCCAGGCACCAUCUACGUGUUCCAAGUGCGAGCUCGGACAGUCGCGGGGUUUGGACGCUUCAGUGGGAAGAUGUAUUUCCAAACCAUGACCGAAGAGGAGUACGAUUCCAGCCUUAAGGAGAAGCUGCCACUCAUCAUCGGCUCUGCCGCUGCAGGCGUUGUUUUUCUCAUCUCAGUCAUUGUGCUCAUCAUCGUCUGCAACCGGAGAGGCAGUGACAGGACAGAAUCUGAGUUCACAGACAAGCUCCAGCAUUACACAAGUGGCCACUUGUCACCAGGUAUGAAGAUCUACAUCGAUCCCUUUACAUACGAGGACCCCAAUGAGGCAGUGCGGGAGUUUGCUAAAGAAAUAGACAUGUCCUGUGUGAAGAUUGAGCAAGUUAUUGGUGCAGGUGAGUUUGGGGAAGUGUGUAGCGGAAACCUGCGCCUGCCUGGGAAAAGAGAGAUCCUGGUAGCCAUUAAAACGCUGAAGUCUGGCUACACUGAGAAGCAGAGGAGGGACUUCCUGAGUGAAGCCAGCAUCAUGGGUCAGUUUGAUCACCCCAACAUCAUCCACUUGGAGGGCGUGGUGACAAAAAGCUGCCCCGUUAUGAUAAUCACUGAGUUCAUGGAGAAUGGCUCUCUGGAUUCCUUCCUUAGGCAAAAUGAUGGGCAGUUCACGGUUAUUCAGCUGGUCGGCAUGCUGCGAGGCAUUGCAGCUGGCAUGAAGUAUUUAUGUGAUAUGAACUAUGUGCACCGAGACCUGGCUGCCCGCAACAUCCUGGUCAACAGCAACCUGGUGUGCAAAGUGUCUGACUUUGGGCUUUCCCGCUUCUUAGAGGAUGACACAUCAGACCCUACCUAUACCAGUGCCCUAGGUGGAAAGAUUCCCAUCCGGUGGACCGCUCCAGAGGCCAUCCAGUACAGGAAGUUCACCUCGUCCAGUGAUGUAUGGAGCUACGGCAUCGUCAUGUGGGAGGUCAUGUCCUAUGGAGAGAGACCAUACUGGGACAUGAGCAAUCAAGAUGUGAUUAAUGCCAUAGAGCAGGAUUACAGGUUACCUCCUCCUAUGGACUGCCCCAAUACAUUACAUCAAUUAAUGCUGGACUGCUGGCAGAAGGACAGAAACAACCGGCCUAAAUUCAGCCAGAUCGUGAACACCCUGGACAAAAUGAUCCGUAACCCUAACAGCCUGAAAGCCACUACCCCACUUUCUUCAGGCGUACACCUACCUCUACUGGACCGCAGCACUCCAGACUUCUCCAGCUUCAACAGCGUGGACGAGUGGUUGGACGCUAUAAAGAUGGGCCAGUACAAGGAGAACUUUACCAGUGAGGGCUUCAGCUCUUUCGAUGCCGUUUCCCAGAUGACUCUGGAUGACAUCCUACGAGUGGGAGUCACUUUGGCCGGCCACCAGAAGAAGAUUCUCAACAGCGUGCAAAUGAUGCGAGCUCAGAUGAACCAAAUCCAGUCGGUGGAGGUUUGACCCUCAUUCUUAGAGGCUCUCAGAAUGACUCCCACCUCCACCAGCCCCCUGGCUUCAGAGUUCAGCUGCAGUCCUUCCUAUGAAGAUGUCCACAGCAGGGUAGGUCCUCAGGAGGGACUCCCACACAGCAAUCACCCCCCAAAAACCACCAGCAUGCAGCAGACUGGAUGGAGUCGGACAGUGAUGUCUGGAGGCCCGCACUUGUACUGUACUAUUACAAUGGUGAUGAUUUUAACUGUAACAUCAAAGAGAAUAACAGUUUAAGGAUUCGAAGGGAGUCACUGAUCAUCAUCAGUGUCUAGUUUUGUUAGAUUAUGAGACCCUUUGAAAGGGAAAUAAGUAAAAUCCAAUUAGUUCUGUCAUCUAUAGCGGUACUAGUCUCAUGAUAAGACCUUUGAGACAGAGAAAGUAUAAAGCUGAGAGUGGAACAGUAAAGAGAGGAGAAAAAGAUGAAAAUGGACCAUGGACUAAUGGCAUAAAAAUGAGCCUCUUAUACUCCUGCUGAUGCCAUAUGGUAAGGAAGGAUCCAUUUGGCAACCCAAGAGGAGUAAUGUAGAAAUUGUGAAAAUUAGUGACAAACAAGUCUGAAAUAUUUUUUUUAAGAAUUUUAUUGUGAUAUUUUUUAUUUUUCCUUUUUUUUAUUGAUUUCUUUUUGGGUAUAUACUCACUGGCGACUUUAUUAGGAACACCAUACUAAUAAUAUGUAAAGCCCCGUUUGCCCUCAAAACAGCAUAGCAUAGAUUCCACAAAGUGCACGUCAAGUCAAAUUUUAUUUAUAAAGCAUUUAUAACAGCUGACCCAAGUGCUGUACAUAACAUCAUUAAUAAACCUCAUUAUGCAAAGAAUAAAAAAAAAAAAAGAAAAGCUUUAAAAUGGCUAAAGGUUGUUGGAAAGUGCUGGAAAUAUUUCUUUGAGAUUCCGGUGACAUGACUGCCUCACAUUAUUGCUGCAAUUUUGCGAGCUGUGUUCAUGCUGCUAAUCUCCAGUUCUACCACAUCUCUGAGGUGUUCUGUUGGAUUCAGAGCUGAGGACUAAGAAUACAGCUGAACUACAAUGAACUCGUUGUCAUGGUCUUGGAGUCCGUUUGAAGCAAAUUGCACUGUUGUGUUAGUUAGGUGGCUCGUUAUCGUGGCAUUUAUAUGAUGUUGGAUUGAAAUUAAAGAGCCUAACGUGUUCCAAGAAAUCAUUCCUCACAGCAUUACACCAAAACCCCUUUGAACUGUUGACAAAAAUGCAGUUGAGUCUUGUGAUUCAUUUACCUCAUGUUUUUUAUCCAAAGUGGCUUACAACUAAGAGAGAAUACAACAGUUGAGGGUUAAGGGCCAUACAGACUGAGGCAGAGAUUUGAACUCAUGACUUUCUAAUCAGUUGUCUAGAACCUUAAUCACUGAGAUAACACUGCCCAAUAAGCCCUCUUCAGAUGUCUUGAUUGGUGAGUCUGUGCCCACUGUAGCUCUGGGCCAUGAUAUGAGAUCAACUAUGAUCUAACCAUCCAUCCAUUUUCUAUACACGUUUUAUUCCUUAUUAGGGUCACGGGGGUCUGCCGGAGCCUAUCCCAGCGCACAUUGGGCGAAAGGGGUUACACCCUGGACAGUACAUCACAGGGCCACAUAUAGACAGACCACAGACACUCUUAAAAUUGAGAGAUCAAUUUUAAACUUAAACUCACUCUUAAAAUUACCAAUCAACAUGUUUUUGGACUGUGGGAGGAAACCGGAGUAAACUCACACAGACACAGGGAGAACAUGCAAACUCCACGCAGAAAGGCCCCUGCCUUUUCGAACCCAGGAUUCGAACCCAGUACCUUCUUGCUAUGAGGCAACAGUGCUAACUACUAAGCCACCAUGCUGCCCAACUAUGAUCUAAUUGAUCUUAAAUAUAGGAACAGGAAUGGAGAAAAUAUAAAUCCUCCAGCAAAAGCUUGAGACGAUAGAUUUUGGUAAAGCAGAACAACAUUAAUAAUUAAAAAACUGAAUUUUUAGAGUAACAGAUUUUCAGCUCAACUACACAUCUUAAACCACACAAAACACCUGAAACUAUUAGUUUAAUAGUAGUACUUUACUGUAGCCUCAGACUCCUGUCCUGGGCUGAAAGAAGUGAAAUAUGAUUUGAUCAUCUGCUGUUGUAGCCCAUCCUCCUCAAAUCUUAAUGUGUUGUGCAUUUUUACAUACCUUUUUGCUCACCACAGUUGUAAAGAGUUCUUAUAUGAGUUACUGUAGCCUUUCUGUCUCAAAUCAGUCUAAGCAGUCUUAUCAACAUGGCUUUUUCUGCUUGCCACGCACUGGAUUUUUUUCUUUCUUUCUGUGUAAACUGAAUGUUCUGUGUGAAAAUCCCAGGAGAUCGACAGUUUCUGAAAUCAGCCAGUCUGCCACCAUUAACUAUUCCAUGGUUAAUGUUACUGCAGUCACAUUUGUGAGAUCUGAUGUGAACAGCAACUGAUGCUCUCGGUCUGAAUCUGCAUGAUUUUACGCAUUGGUAUAAUUGGCAUGAAUGGAUAAAUAUAUGAGUUCCUAAUAAAGUGGCCACGUAAGUGUACAUUUAUUUAUUUUUCUUUUUAACAUACAAUGUAAUAAUCCAUAUAGCUUGCUUUUUUUUUCCAGAUGAUGGUUACCACAUGCACACAUAUCACAGGCACUUAACUUUCUGACGUUCGAUUACGGCUGAAGUCCAUUCUCAACAGCCUGAAAUAGUUUACAUGUUAAUUUGCAUUUUCUUUUCUACCUGGUGUCAAUACGGUACAUGCACCUUAGUAAGAAAGUAAACGUUCCCGUGAAUUUCUCAUCAGAUGUCACGUUGUGCAAAGUUUGGAUUCUUCUUUUCCUUCUCCUGUACACGUUUUAAUGAAAUUCAGACGGAAUUGACAGUGUACAGCUGAUUGGGUGCUGCGUAAUCUGAACGAUGGCCUGAUAUGGGGCUCGCCCUGACACUUCUUCACACAUCACUUUUUCAGUUGGAAAUCUCUGUUUUGUAAUGAUAAAACGUUGCGAGUUAAUAAAAAAAUGAUAUGUACAUUAGGCAGUAUAGUAUAGGGCAGUACAUCUGCAUAGUGACGUGUCAGCAGUCUUGGCUGUUGUGUAUACAGAUGUGUCAAUGCAUCAUGGUCAUUUGAAAUCAUUCGAAAAAUGUCUUGGGUCAAACGUCUACCAAUUGUUUUCACCAGCCAUCCUGGGUUUUGAAAUAACAUCGACAUAUGGUAGAAUUUCAUUGUGCGGUUUAUUAUAGUGAGUCUGAUUGAGUCUGUGGUCAUGUAUGACACGAAGAGAUCUUAUUUCACAGCUGUAAAACUUUACAUUUACUAGAAGAGUCGUAUUUUAAAACUCACCCUCCCAUUCCGUAAAUAUGGACAAGCACCUUUACUGCUACAACAAAGUCAUUUGUUAGUUAAUUCAUUCAUUUGUACAAAAGUAUAUAACCCAGCUCCAUCUCUUUGUUGUAAAGUACUUUACAAUCUGUAAAUCUUUUUUAUCACUGCCUUUUUGUUUCUUUAUUUAUUUGGAAUUUCAACUUUGACAGAUGUUUCUAAAUACUGCACAUUUCUAACACAAACCCAAAAUCCAGUUGUUGCGUUUUCAGUGUGACAAUCACGUGUCUCCUCUUUUCGACUCAGUGUGCUUCCUUUCGUUUAGUAAUCCAGUCUUCCACUUCUCACUCACCUUCUCACAUUUGUCUUGGUUUGGUUACAUCGUAGAGAUGUGGCAUUGUGCUAUACAGGUGAAAUGUUUGGGAUUUUUUUGCUGUAUAUUCUUUUCUUUAUCUACGGUACAAAGACUGUAAUGACGGGAAUGCAAGGGUCAAGACAUCCACUCUCAGGCAUGCCCAUGAUAUUCUACAUUCUUUGUAUUCAUGGUGCACAUUUUUGCCCUGUUUGGACCAAACUUUGCCAUCUUGUAUUACUGAGAAAAGAAAAGGGAAAUUAAAAUGAAUUGAACAAUCAGUGUUUGUUGUCAUGAUAUCCUGUCUCAUGCUGCUUAUUAUCUAUCCAUAUAAUUACAGAGCAUGUAGAGGGCACAUUAGCUGACCUUAUGUUUUUCCUAACCAGUGGGGGGAAAAAAAACUCUGGAAGAGAACAGGGCCAUGAUAUGAGGUCAACUAUGUACUAAUUUAUCUUAAAUAUAGGAACAGGAGUGGAGAAAUUAUAAAUCCUCCAGCAAAAGCUUGAGACUGUAGAUUUUGGUAAAGCAGAACAACAUUAAUAAUAAGGCUGUCACACUUGACUAGCUUUAGUCUACUGAAUUUAAAGCAACACCUUUUUCUCCUUUUUUUCAACCUAGCAUUUCAAUUAAAUUUGUGAUGUAUGAACAUUAUCCGGUCUAUAAUCCCCCAUUUUCCUCUCUUUUUAUUGUAAUAUUGUAAAAUAUUUCAAAGUAGAACACUGUAUACAAUUGUAUUUUUAUUUUAUUAUUAAAUCUAAUAAUAAAAAAAUAAUAAUAA
This is a messenger RNA of Hemibagrus wyckioides, 7504 nucleotides long. It is a transcript of the gene ephb2a, whose product is annotated as eph receptor B2a. The transcript has 16 exons. Gene Ontology annotation, molecular function: ATP binding; transmembrane-ephrin receptor activity; protein binding. Gene Ontology annotation, cellular component: plasma membrane; neuron projection. NCBI's taxonomy places the organism in Eukaryota, Metazoa, Chordata, Actinopteri, Siluriformes, Bagridae. Gene Ontology annotation, biological process: axon guidance; protein phosphorylation; cell surface receptor protein tyrosine kinase signaling pathway. The coding region runs from base 74 to 3073 and encodes 999 amino acids. The record is from RefSeq and is a predicted model, not a curated record.